UUGUUGUAGUGAAUUUGGAUUACUUUAAAGUUCCUGUGACAUAGCUUACACACAAGGGAAUUGUGAAUGAGUGACAGUUGCUACUAUUUUAGCCCCGUCAAAUCAAAUGGAGCGAUCAGUUCGGCCUAUCGUACGCGUGUGAACGGGUGAUCCAUUCGGGAAAUUUAAUUUUAGGACUUGGGAUAAUGUUCCACCUCAUUGAUUGUUUAGUUUGACAACUUUAUUUUUUAAAUCUUGAAUUUAUUUAUUGACUGGAAUUUGAUUCAAGACAACUAUAUAAUAAUAAUGAAGCUUUGGGUUAUUACGUUAUUGAUCAUUUCUGUCACACAGACACAUGGCCGCCGGAAAGAUUGUCGACAGUGCAAGGCAGGACAUUAUGCUAAAAGAAAUUGUAAUGAAUUACAUGAUACCAUAUGUGCACAGUGUCCGGUGGAUACAUAUACCCCGGAAUUAAACACUCGUGAACUAUGUUAUUCAUGUUCUACAUGCAAGGAAGGUUAUUUCGUCAUUAAGUCAUGUACUCAUAGACAUGAUACUGUUUGUGGGUCAUGCGACCUUAAAGGAUAUAGUGAAUUAAAUAGUUAUAGGACAAAAUGUGUUCAAAAGAGCAAAGUGAUCCAAAAUGACCAACCAUUGACCACUCCUUUAACUUCUGAAGAUGCUCUGGAGAUUUCGGGAGAUGGGGAACUGAUUGUAGACCACGGGUCACUAAAGCCAACAGUUAUUGAUGACGUCAUCGUUGAUAAGGAGGCGGUGACCAACACAUCUCAAUUAGAAAAAGACGCAUUAGAGGAAGGGAGUGGGGGAUUUAAUAUCAGUGUCGCCUCCGAGGAGCUUGAAUCCUCACCCACAUUCACAUCCCCACAGCCAAAAUUAGUAUCAAAUGAGACAACUACGGUGACAUUAAAUGCCACCUCCACAGUUGAAACAUUACCUACGACAAACCUAGAAACAACAAACAUAACAUCAACUUCUGAACCAAGUUUGAAUAUAACAUCUGUUGUUGAUAUUACUUAUACUGAACCAAGUUCAUCCAUUUCAUCUACAUCUGAACCAACUACAACAGUUACACCAGAAGCAACUACAAUAUCAACAACUGAACCAAGUUCAACAACAAUAUCUACAUCAUCCACACCUGAACCAAGUUCAACAACAAUACUUGCAACAAAGCCAGAAAUACCAGAACCCGAGCCAACGCCUACACACAAACCCGAAUCUGAACAAACUACAGCCGAGCCUACCACAGAAGCUAAGACAACACAGACAACAACAACAACAACAACAACAACAACUCAAGCCGUGACAACAAAAACAACAAAAGUUGUCCAAACAACACCAGUGCCAACAACAUCUACCACGAUUACAACUACAAAGGCUACGGACGUCCCCACCGACGGUGACGGCAGAAUCAUUAUCGAUUUAAGAGGAACAACAGAAAAGAUUAUAGAUCUUAGAACGAAAAAGACAACCGCGAGUCCAAAACCAAAAACAACGCCCAGGACGAUAGAUUUGGACAAAGACAAGGGAAUUGUCAUCGAAACAGGACUGGUAGAUGAGGAUGAAAAGGACAAAUAUGAUAUACCAGAUUUUAAGCUACCAGAAAAUAUAAUCGAAGACCAAUCUCCAUUGCAGCCUGGUGCUCUUGGCUCUAAGAAAAUGGAUGAAGAAGACGGUAUAAAGGUGGGCAUAGUCGUCGCUAUCGUCAUCGGGGCCGCGGUCAUCUUCUUUCUCAUCGGAUUUCUCGUCAGCAGAUACUGCAGAAAGAAGAGGUCUGGAAAGUUUAAUGUCAGAAACGAUUUAGAGAGAGGCCCAGUUAAGGAAAAUGAUCCAACAGCUUUGGAUUACAAAGAUGGCGGAAUUUAUGACGAAAUCGGCAAAGAAACGGUGAUACCUGUGAAGAAUGGAAAACCCAACGGAACUUCGCACUCGACAGAAGACGUGUAUGCCGUCCCUGACAAACGCAAGAAUGGCGAACCGGGAUCACCCAAGAUAGAUGAUCAGCUGAACAAAAUCAAGUUUAUUGACGACCCCGAAGAGGAGGUGGAACCGAAGGAAGGUGACAAGCUUUUGGAUGACUCCGACGAGAAGUACUCCAGCUUCGCAUCUAUCCCAAACGGUUCCGUAAAACAGAACGGUGACGUUGCACCCAACGAUUAUGUUUCAGAAUCUAGUCCCAUUCUGAGCUCAAGAGACACCCAGGAGAACCCGGAUGUGUCUGAGGAGGCUGCCAGUGGAAGAGAAAACGAUGACCCAGAGAUGUCGCCACUGCUUGAAAAAACGGAAGUUGACGAAAGCCAGAAAGAGGCAAGCAGUUGAGAACGCGAGAUUUGCUGAAUUAUCGUUCAAUCACAUGUCUGCUGUCAAAAGAUAGUCAGGUUGUAUUCGGUGAUUGCUUAAAAAUUGAAAAAUUAUACCAAAGACCUGAAGAAACGUGUCUGCCGAUGCUGGGUUUAAACGCCGUGCCUUAGAUUGUCAGAGAACAAUUGCAGAUCUUUCACCAGUUACAAAUAUUUCAUACAUUUGAUUGUGCACUCAAAAAUAUGAGGUUCAGCUUUAAUCUUCAUAACAUUUUUACUCCCUGAUAGUAUAAUGUUAAGAUUGUAUUCUAUCUAAUCAUCAGCACUUGGAAAAUGAUAGAGGUAGGCAUGACAAUAAGAAUUUGAAUUCAGUAGGUCUGGGUUUGUUGAGUUACAAUUAUUUAUACGCUUUUUUGUUUAAUGAAGUGCAAUGAUUGUUAAGAAGUAUUGAUCAAACAGUGUUAUUAUUUGUUAGACUUUACUGAAUUAGUGCUUCACUCUUGUUUUUGUUUUGUUUCUCAGAUUUUGUAAAAACACUAUUCUUAGUUAACAUUUAUUGAAUAAUCAAUUUUACAUUGUAAACUUGACGUCGACGAUUGGAUGUAAAAAUUUUGUGUUUAUCAGCAUUGUGGUCUUGUUCGUACAGUCAUUAUUUAUUUAUGGUAAAUUUUAUUUCAAACUUCUGUUGUCCAGCUUUUUGCGUCUUUUUUCCCUUGACUUUUAUAUAGACAUCGUUGUGCUAAAUGUUUGUGAUUUGGUGUACAUGAUUUUCAGCCAUUAAGGAAGAAGUACUUUUUACUCGGAGUCCCUCUGCUUCAUAUAUACAUACGAUGUACUGCCAUUAAUCUGAAACUGUUGUUUCAUUUCUUGUACCAUUUUUAACGUUCACAUAUGUACAUGCAUUAUGUAACUAUCAAGUAAAACUACACGUACAUUUGAGUAAAUGAAUCCAAUUAAUAUUUUUUGUUCACGCAUUUGAUGUGAAAUUCUGUACUUUAUUUAUUUGUUAGAUUUAACAUUUUAUUCACUGUCUCUGAUGUAUUCUAACAAGUUUGUACUAGUCUUGCCAAUUUUAAUGAGAAGUGUCAUAAUACAUGUAUAUUUAUUAUUUCAUAAAUUCAUUACAGACUUUUCACCAUAAUCAGAUUUUAGGGAAGUGGGGAAAGAUUUCGUUGCAUUGCGUUCUCCAUAUUUGUUGUAACCUAAUUUGCAACAUCUGCAUCAGGAAGAAAAAAUUGCUUAAGAAUUGUAAUAAAAUUGAUUGUGUGUCUGUUUUUAUAAAAUAUUUAUUUCAAGAUUAAAGAAUUCAGAUGGCU
Saccostrea cuccullata (small rock oyster) is the source of this 3613-nucleotide messenger RNA. RefSeq names its product podocalyxin-like. Gene Ontology annotation, biological process: regulation of cell population proliferation. The transcript is spliced from 6 exons. Lineage: Eukaryota; Metazoa; Mollusca; Bivalvia; Ostreida; Ostreidae. Bases 286 to 2316 code for a protein of 676 amino acids. The record is from RefSeq and is a predicted model, not a curated record. Gene Ontology annotation, molecular function: signaling receptor activity; protein binding.